UCCUGCUUCCGGUUCUCCCGCCUGGCUCGCUUGGUAGAGAAAUCUGAUUUUGGGGUAUUUUCUCUCUUGGUGUCCAGGUCGGGAUCAAGGGCAGGAGCCGCGCAGGCAGCCCGAAGGUUUCGGGGCAACCGCUGCAAGGAGAAGAAACGAAGGGAAUAAUGAUGGAGGAGGAGGAGGACCUGGGCAGAGCUGAAGAAGGGAAGAGAAGAGAGGUGGGACCAAGAGGCGACCACGCUGUUCAGAGCGAGAGCGAAGGGGAGCUUCGUGCUGAGAUGGCUCUGAAGCCCAUCAAGCAGGAGCCGGAGGAAGAAGAACGGCAGCAGCGCUGGGAGGCCCAGUGGCAGGAGUUCCUCAAGAGCCUGCAGGCCCCCUAUUUGGGAAGGAAAUACCCUCAGCCGCCCCCUUCCCGCUUAGGAGAGGGUCCGACUGCUCUUCAGUCCCCCUUCCAGGGAACGGCUCAAGCAGCCCCUUGGCCUGGAGGAGAGUGUGGGAUCCAGAACCUGCCAAGCUGGACAAAAGAAGCUCACAAGGUCUGGGGCAUCAGCCCAGAUUCUUCUGCAGCGGUAAAGGAAGAACUGGAUGAGGACGACUCGAUCGUCUCGGAGGUGCAUCGUCGACGCUUCCGGCGGUUCUGCUACUGGGAGGCCGAAGGGCCGCGAGAGGUUUGCCGGCAGCUUCUGCAACUGUGCCGUCAGUGGCUGAAGCCGGAGACGCGCAGCAAGGAGCAGAUCGUGGAGCUGAUCACGCUGGAGCAGUUCUUGAGGGUCCUGCCUGCAGAAGUACAGAGUCGGGUCUGACAAGGUGGUCCAGAGACCUGCGCCCAGGCGGUGGUUCUGGCUGAGGAUUUCAUUCAGGAGCGGGGGAGGAAAGAAGGGCAGUAUCUGGAGCCUUUUGAAGAAGUGAUCGGUCACUGCCCUAAGACAGAAAAGGAUCCGUCAGACGCUGAAGAAAUGCAGCUCACCAUGGAGGCCAAACUGGAGAAUGAUGGGGAAGCUAACAUGUUUAGUAAGUAUG
This is a messenger RNA of Pogona vitticeps (central bearded dragon), 1014 nucleotides long. The record is from RefSeq and is a predicted model, not a curated record. NCBI's taxonomy places the organism in Eukaryota, Metazoa, Chordata, Lepidosauria, Squamata, Agamidae.